Messenger RNA from Letharia columbiana, 1473 nucleotides. RefSeq lists its product as uncharacterized. Lineage: Eukaryota; Fungi; Ascomycota; Lecanoromycetes; Lecanorales; Parmeliaceae. The coding region runs from base 1 to 1473 and encodes 490 amino acids. Gene Ontology annotation, molecular function: N,N-dimethylaniline monooxygenase activity; NADP binding; flavin adenine dinucleotide binding. The transcript is spliced from 5 exons. The record is from RefSeq and is a predicted model, not a curated record.
AUGAGAGUGGGUAUAAUCGGCGCAGGCAUCAGUGGUGUUGUUGCCGGAGCUCAUCUCAAGGCAGCCGGCGUACUUGUCACGGUUUUCGAAAGAUCCGGCGAGGCAGGGGGUGUAUGGCUCUACGAUGAGCGGCUUCCACCAGAGCCGACUUACCCAUCAAUCAGACCUUCUGAAGCCGACUUUCACUAUGGCGACGGGCAAAGCGUAAAUGGCGAAAACCAUCAGCCGUGCCCGUCUGCUGCUUGCGGGGACGUGAAGCACGCUCCACCAGGGCCGUGCUAUGAGGGAUUGACCAAUAACGUUUCGACCAGAUUGAUGAAGCUGAAAAUUAAUUCGUGGCCACCAGGUACAGCGGACUUUGUUAAUCAUCGGGUGCUGAACGAGUACAUCCAAGACACAUCUUACAAGACUGGAGUUCAUCUGACGACAAAAUAUAAUACUCGGGUAGAGAAGGUCUUCAAGAGUGGUCAAGACUGGAAAAUGCAAACGUCGACUUUGACCAGGGAUCAAGGAGCCCUUCACCGGGUUGAACGUGACUGGACUUUCGAUGCCGUCAUCAUUGCGUCCGGCCAUUACCAUGCUUGUCGUAUUCCAGAUAUAUCCGGCCUUGCGGCAUGGAAGAAGAGAUGGCCCAGCCGUGUGCAGCAUUCCAAGAGCUACAGGCACCCCAGGAAUUUCAGAGAUCAGAACGUUCUUCUAAUCGGCGCGGGCGUCUCGUCUACCGAUAUUGCUCGUGAGAUAGGUACAGAAGCAAAGAAAAUAUACCAAGUUUCCAGGGGCGGGGUCUUCGAUCUCCCUACAACUCUUCUCCCGCCUAGGGCCACACGUAUCACGGGAGAGAUUCACGCUUUCGAAUGUCAACCACCAGAGAAUACGCAGCUGAGUGAUGUUCUGGAACCAAUUCCCGGGCGAGUAGUUCUUAAAGAUGGUCGAGAACUCACCGGUAUCCAUCAUGUUGUAAUCUGUACGGGAUACCACAUGUCGCUCCCCUUCCUGCAGCAGUAUCAUAGCGACAACACCCCAGUUUCCGAAGCGAACAACACAGUACUUGUUACCGACGGAACACAAGUCCAUAAUCUACACAAGGACAUCUUUUACAUACCCGACCCAAGCCUCAUCUUCAUCGGCAUUCCCUUUUUCACCGCCAACUUCUCGCUUUUUGAGUUCCAAGCCAUGGCAGUCGCUGCCGUCCUAACGGGAAAGGCUCUCCUGCCCACCACCGAAGAAAUGAGCAGAGAGUAUCAGCAGCGAUUGCAGCAGAAAGGGACCGGGAGGAUGUUCCAUUCGCUGAGAGACCGAGAGCUGGAGUACGUGAACGAGCUUGUGAACUGGAUGAACAGAGACGGUGCGAGGGUAGGAGCUCAGCCGGUGGAGGGUCACACGAAGGCUUGGCAUGUCGCCAACGUUGAUCGGUUAGCGAGGGUGCGGCAAAUAAUGGAAGACAAAGCCCGUGAUGUCAAUACCUUCGCUUGA